Molecule: messenger RNA, 2855 nt
Organism: Salvelinus fontinalis (brook trout)
Lineage: Eukaryota; Metazoa; Chordata; Actinopteri; Salmoniformes; Salmonidae
Product: dolichyl-diphosphooligosaccharide--protein glycosyltransferase subunit 2-like
Exons: 17
Coding region: 64-2022 (652 amino acids)
Biological process (GO): protein N-linked glycosylation
Cellular component (GO): membrane; oligosaccharyltransferase complex
Source: RefSeq, a predicted model, not a curated record
CUUGGAACCCGGAAGCAAUUGCGGCUCUUAGGUGACGAUACAUUAGACGACAAUAGUGGGCCAAUGAUCUAUCUAUACAUCAUUGGAGUGGACAUGGCCCAGCCUCGUAUGUUCUGCUUGGUCCUCCUCACGGUGGCUCUCGGGGCCCAGGCUCUGACCCCAUCACAUCACCUCUCCCUGUCAGACGUGGAGAGACUUAAAGGCCUCCUGAGCCAACCCUUCACAGACCUGGCAUCAGCAUACUACUCCAUCGUUGGUUUGAGCAAGCUUGGAGCCUCAGUUGCUGAUGAAAAUGAUGCCUGUCAGUUUCUGAAGGCCCAAUUGGACCCCAUGAGUGUCGACUCCCUCUUCUUCGCUGCUGAGGCCAGUCAGGCCAUCUCAGACUGUGAGAUGCCAGUAUCCAACGAGACCCGUGACAUCCUUCUGGCAGCAGUCAGCGAGGACUCUACAGUGACACAGAUCUUCAGAGCUGUCAGCGCCCUCAGUUCCCUGGGGCUUCCUCUGGCUUCACAGGAAGUUGUUGCUGCCCUCGUCUCCCGUAUUGCCAAGGAGGACAACGUCUUGGCGAUCACUACUGCACUCCAGACUGCCACCCGUCUCUCCCAGCAGGCUCAGCUCGGAGGAAUCCUGGAGGAGAUUGAGGAUCUGGCAGCACGAUUGGAUGACUUGGGUGGAGUGUACCUCCAGUUUGAGGAGGGACUUGAGGCGACCGCCCUCUUUGUGACAGCAGCCUACACACUGUCAGACCAUGUGGACACGGCGCCUCCUCUGAAAGAGGACCAGGUGAUCCAGCUGGUGAACUCUGUGUUCAGUAAGAAGUCCUGGGAUUCCCGGUCUGAGGCGUUCAGCGUAGCCUGUGCUGCUGCCGCCCUCUCCAGAAACCACUUCCACGUGCCAGUCAUCGUCAGCACCCAGGGGCCUGCCACAGUCUCCCACAGCCAGCCAAUCCUGCAUCUUCUGGUGACAGACAUCCUGUCCAAUCCUCUUGCCUCAGCCAAUGUGCUGGUGGAAUCUGCUCAAGCUGUAGCCUCUAAGAGUGUUGUACUCAGCCAGGCACCUUUCUCCCUCAGAGAUGGCAUUUUUGAACUUAACUUCAUGGCUAGCCAGCCAGCCAGUGGAUAUUACCAGUUUACUGUGGCUGUCACCGGGGACAGCCGAUUGGUUGCCAAUCAGGUUGAGCUGAAAGUGAAGGUGUCCACUGACGUAGCCAUCACUAAUAUGGACCUGUCUGUAGUGGAUAAGGACCAGAGCAUCGGCACCAAGACAUCCAGGGUGGACUAUCCCUUCAAGGCCAAGGGCUCCUUUACUGCAGACAGCCACCAGAACUUUGCCAUGACUUUCCAGUUAGUGGAUGUCAACACGGGAGUAGAGCUCACUCCCCACCAGACCUUUGUGAGGUUUCACAAUCAGAAAACUGGCCAGGAGGUUGUGUUUGUUGCUGAACCUGACAGUAAGAACCUUUACAAGUUUGAGCUGGACACAGCAGAGAGGAAGUCUGAGUUUGACUCCAUGUCUGGGACCUAUGUCCUCCACCUCAUCGUGGGAGAUGCCACCUUGGAGAACCCCAUUCUGUGGAACGUGGCUGAUGUUGUCCUGAAGUUCCUUGAUGAGGAGGCCCCAGCAGCCAUCCAGUCCAAGACCCUUUACAUGCCCAAACCAGAUAUUCAGCACUUGUUCCGGGAGCCUGAGAAGAAGCCACCCACGGUGGUGUCCAACACCUUCACAGCCCUCGUCCUCUCACCGUUUCUCCUGCUGCUUAUUCUGUGGUUCAAACUCGGGGCCAACAUCUCAAACUUCAGCUUCUCCCCCAGCUCUGUGCUCUUCCAUGUGGGCCACGCAUGCAUGCUGGGUCUGAUGUACGUCUACUGGACUCACCUCAACAUGUUCCAGACCCUCAAGUACCUGGCUAUCAUCGGCAGUCUCACCUUCCUGGCUGGAAACCGCAUGUUGGCCCAGAAAGCAGUGAAGAGGAUUGCCGCAGAGCAAAGUUGUAGGUUGGCAAAGUAUAGGAGCCUGCGGUAAAGGCCUGUUUUCUAAUAACAAAGGGCCAGUCUUCCAGGCUGAAACUUGCAACUAAAUGACAAGAUUGAAGAAGAUUUAAAGAUGCUUAGUUUUUGGUUUUCAAGGAUUCGUUUGACACAUCGUCAACCAUCAGACUGUCAGAGGUUAUUCCAUGAAUCCAAUGGACAAUUUGAAAUGCAGUUUAACUUUUCUUUUUCAACUUGAAAAUAAUAAAUGUUCUAGUCAAAGGUGUUGGUAGAGGGUCCGGACAGACUCACUGACACAAUACUCCUAUUGAGGGGUGGAAAGCUAACCAUCCUUGCACUUCAUUUUUUGGUGACUGUUGCAAAUGCCUUUUUUCAUAUAUAUAUAUUUUUUUUCACCACAGGCUUGGGGAUAUCAUUUGUGGUUUCAUAAUGUCAUUGGGAUGGAUUUGUUUUUUUGUAUGUUCCAGAUUCUCUGUGCCCAUCUUACCACUGCUAUGUAUCAAAAGGUGCGUCAAGAAGUAAGCCAUUGAUUUUUUUUUUUUUACAAGGCCUUUUGAUGGAAGUUUAUUGAUGGUGGCUUCACUGACAUGUUCAUUAUAAGUCUGUAAUGUAUGCUUGUCUUCUCAAUGAAUUACAUGUGGAGGGUGUGAGCUAUUUUCCCCUUACAAUAAAGACCUAACCCCCUCUAGAACAAAAUUUUGAUGGGUAAUUCUAAAAAAUCACAUGUUUUUGUAAUGAAAUAAAGAAAUGGGGAUUAAUAAGUGUACUGCUUAUUCUUCUGGGUGCAAUACACCCUUUGUAGUGUUGUAAUAUAUUUUUUAAAGUACUUAAUAGUGCUUUUGCAAUAAAUGUAUUGGAUGAAGGAAA